This is a messenger RNA of Cheilinus undulatus (humphead wrasse), 5113 nucleotides long. It is a transcript of the gene ice1, whose product is annotated as KIAA0947-like (H. sapiens). The record is from RefSeq and is a predicted model, not a curated record. The coding region runs from base 113 to 4633 and encodes 1506 amino acids. The transcript has 20 exons. Lineage: Eukaryota; Metazoa; Chordata; Actinopteri; Labriformes; Labridae.
AAUGUGAAGUUGUUUUGAAGCUGUCUGGAAUUUGCGUAAUCGAGAUGUGGGCUUUAUUUUUGUUAUUUGUGAAGAAGUAAGCAUUUUGUUGAUUUGUUUUUUAUGUCUUACCAUGAUGCCAGGAGACAGCCAGUCCAAAACGGUGGCCAUCGCCGCGGACGCGACUAUUGGGAACUGUCAAAACUGCUCUGUUUUACACCAGAGCCUGAACGAGUAUGUGUCGUCUUUUCUGGCACUGAAACAGGAGAUUGCUGUCUCAGCGGAGAAAACCCAGCUUCAACAGCAGCUGGAAGAGCUGCAGAUCAAAUUGCUCCUUCUAGAAAAAAAGGCUGCAGACUAUGAAUUUGUGCAGGCUGAACUAGAGGAAAAGAAGGGUGCCCUUCAGGCUUACGAACAGAUGUCUGAAGAGAUCAAGACUCUGAAGCAGGAAAACAGCAAGAUGACAGCAGAGAACAAGAAGCUUGAAGACGAGCUUAAUAACGUUAAAGAAUUGACAGAAACACAGUCACUUGAAAAUGCACAGCUGACGAGGGAAAAGGCUGCAGUUGAAAAUGAUUUACUGAAAGCACAGACAUCUCUGAUGGAGUCUCAGGCACGAGCAGAUCAAGUUGUAAAACUGAUGGAGGAAAAGGCAGAAACAACUCUUAUAAAGGAAACCCUUGAAAGUAAAGUACAUGAAUUGGAAGAAUCAGUUUGCAUACAAAACCAACAAUUAUCCCAAAUCACUAAGGAGAAGAUGCUGCUGCAGAGAAAUGUUACUGACCUGCAGUCAAGACUGAUAAGACUGGAACGAGAGAGGAGUAAAGACUAUAGGAGCACAUCUUCUCAAGCAAGUGUACUAGAGGAGCCUAAAGUUGACAGAGAAAAGAUCCGCAUGCUGCUAGAGGAUUUGUGGGCCUGUGUAGAACCUCAGCAGCAAAACCCUGCAAACAGGUUGUACUUACCUGAGUCCUGUUCCCAGCAAGUUUUACCCUCCUCUCCUAAAAACAGACUUCGAUGUAACUUGAACAGCACAUCCCAAUCCCCUGACAAGAUCAGUGAAUCCUGCAGCUCUCCAGUGAGGACAAAACCCCAGUAUACACAGGUUCAACCUUCCCUUCAGUGUCAAAAUACCAUCAAGCAUCCAGCCUGUCGGCAGCCAACAAGGGCCAAGAAGAAAACAGACACACCCAGAAAGGGCAAGCAGAUGUCAGAGGAGCAGAAAACUGAAGAGUUCUCCACAAAGUUUGGCAGCUCCAACAUCUCUUUAGAGGAGGUUAUGUCUUUUUUCAAACCCAUUCUUCCCUGCUUGUCACCACUACCAGAUUUGGGCACAGAGAUGGACUCUAUGGAGACAGAUGAUGGAGAAAAACAAAACGACUCCAAAAAGUCUGAUGACGCUGUUCAUCUUGAAACAGUGGAAUCUUCACUCAACACAACAUCCGUCUCAGGCCUGUCGCCAAAGUCCUCUAUUGCACAAAUGGAGGACACUUUGGACUUGCCAACAGUCAUAACACAGAAGACAGAAUACAUUUCCAGUGAUAAUGCCUCUAAAGACUUGGGACAAAGUGGACUGAGAGUCAACACUGAAAUGGAGGAUAUAAUUUGUAUGAAUAAUGAAGAAACACAGCUUGAAGAAGACAUGCAAUCUUUGCAGGAGCCAGCAACUGAUCUGUUAAUAUCUGUAUCAGCCUCAUCUGCUUCCUUUGUGUCAGAAACAACUGUUUCAGCUGAAGUUGUGUCACAAAAUACUGAUAGGCAAAAGGUAUCCAGCAGUGAAACCCCCAACAGCAGAAGUUCCAAUAGUUUGUCUGAAAUGGAAAACGCAAAGGAUGAUAAGUCAGAGACUUUUAUAAAAAUGGACAUAGACUUAAACCUGAGUGGUGUCACUGGUGCCAGAACAGAAAAUUCUGAGAGUGGAGAGUUAACAGACAGAAAUGAUACAAUUUUAAUACCAAAGGAAGACGGAGAUAUUCAACGAGUUACUUCUCCUAUUGUUGCCUCAUUGUUUACAGAAAAUAUUCCAGAAACGGGAGAAGUUCAACAAGACUUUUUGGGUAGACAAGAAACCACAGUCCUCCAUCCCAAAGAGAAUAAAGAGUGCCUUGUUGAGGAGACAUGUUUGUCAAGCAGCCCUGUCUCUAAUAAAAAUGCUGAAGAGGGACUAGAAAAUGACGCAGCUGUCAAACUUCCAGUGGAGGAAGAUAAAAAUGAAGUGCAGGGAAAAAUGAAGGAAGGGGAUAAUGAAACCACAAAUGGGCAUAAUAAACUCCUGUCUCCUUGUACAUCUUCACUGUUGAGGUUGGAAUAUGGAAAGUACCAUCAUGAUAAGGAAUCUAGUUGUAAGAGUUCUACAACUCCUUCAAAAAAGGAUGCUAACUUGGACAUUUUGGACACUAAACUGGCAGAUCAUGUGCCUUCUUUUUCAGAUAACCAAGAGAUGGUGGUCAGUUGUAAAACUUUGAAAGAAAACACUCAUUCUGUAUGCAGGGCUUCAAAUCCUACAUGUUUGUUUCCCACUCUCAAAGUGCAAGCCUUGGGAACUCACCCAAAAACAGAACAAUUAGAUGUAGGUGUGAACAUUGAACCCAACUCAACAAACAAGAAAUCUUUACAGUCUGAGCCCAAUAAAGAGAAACAAAAAGUUAUUGAAAACGCUAACGCCAGAGACUUGCCUGAGGACAGCAUUGAUGGAAGUAACCAUGGAGUUAGGGAAUGUAAAUUGGGUGCUGCUGGUGCUCCUACCUCAUUAAAACAAAGUGCAAAUAGGCAAAGUAAAUGUUCAGAGUCAAAGGAGCAGAUUUGUCCAGUAGCAGGUUCAGACACAGAUCUACCACCUGAAUUCUUAGGCCAAGUUUUCACUGAAAUGGGGCCUCCCCUUCCUCCUGUCCUCACUCCUGUGAGCACACCUCCAAAGGCGGGAAAAUCAAUAAAUCCAAGGCAAGCCAUCGGGAAGCUCUCUUUCCCCUCACCCAUGGAUCAUUUAGCUUCACCUGGCACACCUGUUAAGGCCCAAUUGACACCCAAUAGUCAACAACAUACUUCCUCAUCUCUAAACAGUCCAGUCCGGCCAAGCGGUGUCCUCUCAUCGCCACUUCAGUUCGGCUCAGCCACUCCAAAACACGCCGUGCCGGUCCCAGGUCGCCUUCCCAGGACAGCAUUGAAUCCCUCCACUCCACCUUCCUCCAGUCCAUCCCAGGAGAACUCCAUGAGGAUCCUCGACACCAUGUACCCGGAUCUCUCAGCCAAUGCCCGCACUCUGAGCAUCCUCAGAGGGAACGUCGGCCUCACUAUGUCUUCUUCAGAAAGUGGAACAGCUACUGUGGGUCAGAUGUCUGGCUUUAAAACUAUCAACUCCACUUCAACUGCUUUCACCAAGACUGAGACAAGAGGAGAAAAACGACUGGCUAGCAGUUUGCCCCAGCCUAAGAACAGAAAAUGUCUCAGGCUGGAUGAUUGCUCUCCUGUCAGUCGAAAGCAGCUGCCUUCCUCAUCUUCAACCAGCGGAGACGACAUCACCUCACCACAGCCUCUAAAACGGCUCCACAUUGAGACACCUCCUCCAUCCAUUGAAAGUGGGGCACCUACAGAAACAAAUCUUAUAGAUAGCUUCUUAGAGAAAAUAGAAAAGCAAUGUUUUGAUCUGCUACCUGUGCUCCAGAGCCAUCUGUAUGUUGGCAGUCUGCCCAAGAAACCUGUUUUAAGAGACGAGGAGAGGGAGGUUAUCUCUGAGAUCUGCAGAAGCAGUUCGCUUAAGGUAGAAGAUCUGAUUUCAGCCAUCCUUAACAAACUAAAAACAGAGAAAAGAGAUCUCAGCCCACACUUCAUGCAGGCCCUGUGCAGAGUCCACACGGGGAUCUGUCGACAGAAGAGGGACUGGGAGAAGGCUCACAUCCUGGCCUACAGCAUACUCACAGAAGAUUUUCCAGAUGCUGCUAAGCUGAUUUUGUUCAUGGUGACUACAUGGCCCACUGUUCUCUCACACAGCAGUUCUCUGUGCCAGGCCAUACACACGGUCACUAAACUGAAGGCAGAAGAAAACCUCCUCAGCUGCCUCUCAGCCUUCCUCAGCUGGGAUAAGAGUCCUCCAUGUGACAUUGAUGAGCUGAUCUCAAGAACACUGUCUGAAGUUAAAUCUGGGUCGGGGCUGUCUUUCACCAAGCACAGCCGACACGGUGAAGACCUGGGGACGGAGGCCUGGGAACACAUCUUCACCCUGCAACUCCUUUGUGCACACAAGAAAUGGAAGUGGACCUAUGAGAAUGUGUUAAGAAAGGAGUUAUGGCCAUUAAUGAAUACUUGGGUGUUGCAGCCCAGAGAUCAACAAGCACCUGUCUCUGAUGUGACGGUCGCCAGUGUUCUUCGACUCAUAGGACGCCUCUGUCAACUGGGUAUCAAUGAGAGGAAUGAUACCUCUGUUGCUACUGUUGCUAAUGUCAUUUAUACAUUUGCAAGGCAAAGUAACCGUGAAGGUGUGCCAUGGGAGGUCGAGUUAGCAGCCAUCUACUGCAUCUACGACCUCUCUCUCAUCAGCCCCAAACAAGCCCUGGAUACUCUUGCAGGAUGGAGAGGGGACACGUCCCACAGCGUCCCUCCUGCUGUUAUGAGCUGCAUUAACCAGUUAGCCUCUGUCUGCAGGCAGAUCAAGAGCUGAGAAAGACAAAUGUGCAUGCAUGUCAGUCUACAUGUUUCAAAGACUAAAUGACUUCAAAUCUCACUAUGCAUGGAAGAUUAAAUUAAUGUGUUUACUUGUGAGCUACAAUUAAGCACAUUAAGGCUGCACAUAUCAUGAUCUGUUGUACUCAGGGUGUUUGGAGGUGUAGUAUGACUUUAAAAUUGAAAUGAAUCAUUAGACAACUUUGAAACAUCUUUUACAUGCACUUCAAAUGAUGGUACUGCUAUUUGUUUGUUUUUUUUUUGGGUAAAUACUCAAUUUUUAAUGUUUGAGAUAUUUAAAAUUAGUUUUUAACCAUCAGCGCACUGUAAUAGAUGCACGGUUAAAGUGCCUGCCUCUUUGUUAUACUCAGGUUGAUCUGUAAAAUAUUGUUUAAUAUGUAAAUGCCUGUUGUGCUGUAACUGGUGCUGUGUUGUAAAUGUUCUUUCAAGAAAUUGUGAAUAGUAUGUAAUAAAAAAA